UGUAUAUUGAUAUUUAAAUAAGAACAGAUUGUUAAAGUAAUUUAUGUCUGUGUAUGGGGUAUAUCCUAGACUGUCUGCUGAUAUAUCCGAUAAGUAGGAAUCAAUUAGUAUAUACAUUUAUUUGAUUGUCAGUACACAGUUUUCUUGUACUCACUGUUCUGCAAAUAACCAAAGGCGUUUUAGGGUCAAUGAGCUGAUAGGCCACAAGUGCGAGACUGAAAAUAUAUUUAAUUUCUACUGAAAUAUCAUAUUCUUGCUUAACAAAUUUUGCGCAGAGUGAAUAUAUAUUUCUACAGCAAAGAAUAAGUUUAAAGACGGGUAUCUCUAAAAUAAAUGCUGAACGUUGGCCGGAAAGGUCAAGUUCUUUUCUAUUGGGCGGUUCAAAGGCAAACCAGUUUUCUAAUAGUUUCAAAUGAAAGAUAGAUAUAGAAGGGAAUUCGAAGCCGUCAAAUGCUAAUGUUGUAGACAAAUUCAUGGUACUUAACCGAGUCGAGAAGAGGUAAAAAGAACAACUGUUCAAAGACUGUCAAACAUCAAUUGUUUCUGUUAGCUGUUUGUGUAGUUGUGUUCCAAGUUUUUUGAUAGCCACAUGCUAGGUUGACAAUUUGUUUAAAUAUUAGCGACCCAAAUAGACCAGAAGUGGAUUAUGAUGCCAACAGGCAGUAAAAAAACAUUAAAACAGUGUGACAAUAACAAAAUGCAGACAUCAAAUGGCGCACAGUAGCGUCCAAUUUAUUGGAACAGUGGCCCUCUUUGGCAAAGAGAGAAAGAGAGCGGCUUUGCUGAAGAGAUGCCGAGUUGACUUCAAAUCGAAUGAGUGCGCAAAAGAAAAAGGUAAAAGCAGCUGGCGAAACAACAACAAACGGUAAACGUAACUAGCGCUUGGCGCAAACGCAGACGCCGACGUUGACGGCGCGGCUGACGUCGCAGCUCAGAGUGCUGAUCAACGCUUGGACUUGGCCAAAAAGGCGGCCAAGCGCUCACAGGAACAUUCAGUUGUGCCGCGAACGUUGUGCGCUUCACACGUAACUCUCCCGCUGCAGUGCCGGGCUGUCUGUUAACAGUUAUACCGAAAAGCUUACAGCAUUUAACUGUAUCUUGUGACAGUGCCAAGCGAAGAAUUAGAAAAGCUUUUCAACAAUUCAAGAACUGUGAUCUCUCGCGUAUUCCAUUUCGUGUGUGUGUGCGUGUGCGUGUCUUAAAUGUCUCUCAACGCGGAUCGCUCCUACAAAAUGAAGCUGCGCGAUGUGGAAAACGCCUUCAAAUAUAGACGCAUACCGUAUCCGAAGCGUUCCGUGGAGCUGAUUGCACUGCUGGCCAUAUCGUGCACAUUUUUUCUGUUCAUGCACACAAACAAAUUAAAUAGUCGACUCAAGGAAAUGGAGGUGAAGCUACAGCCAUCCGAGUUCUCGGCCCUGGGACUAACUGGCAAUCACAUAAGCGGACAUGAUGCGGGCAAACAUGACGACAUUAAUACUCUGCACGGCACCUAUCAAUAUCUGAAGAGCACCGGCCAGCUACGUGGUCACAAUGUGCACGCGGCCCGAAAGGGCGAGGAGCUGCAACAGCAUGGAUUAGCAAAUUAUCAAACAGCUCAUCCAUCACAUAACCAUGUGCACAAAGCUCUGCACGAUAAACAGCUGGCAAUGCCAAAGAAUCUGCAUGCCGAAGAUGACGAUGAAGCUGAGGAUGAUGAAGACGAAGAUGAUGAGCAUGGCUACAAUAUGGCCGCGGAUUUGCUCAAUAAUACCAAAAACGCGGAGGUGGACUUCGUCUUCUUCAAUCGCGUGCCCAAAGUGGGCAGCCAAUCGCUCAUGGAGCUAAUGCGGCGCCUGGGCAAGAUCAAUGGCUUUGUGCACUCACGCAAUCCGGGCAGCGCCAAGGAGACAAUUAUGUUGCCCAAGGAGGGCCAGAAGGAUCUGAUUGGGGAUCUGCUAACGCGGCCCAAGCCGCACAUCUAUAGCCAGCACAUAGCCUACAUCAAUUUCACCAGAUACCAUCUGCCUCGACCCAUCUACAUAAAUCUGGUACGGGAUCCAAUUGAGCGCAUUAUCAGCUGGCAUUACUAUGUUCGCGCACGCUGGUAUUACAAUGAUAUGAAGGCCAAGCUGGGCGAUAAGGCCAUAGCAAUGCCAUCGGAUGAGUUCCUCGAUCUCGAUCUGGACACGUGUGUGCGUAAACAUGAUCCGCAUUGCACAUUUGAGCAAAUGCAGAUCAAAAAUCCCGUGGGUGAUCAUCGCAGGCAAACUCUGUUCUUCUGCGGCAUGAACAAGAAGCUAUGCAUGCCCUUCAAUUCGGAGAUGGCCAUGCAGAAGGCCAAGCGCACUGUGGAGUCGGAAUAUGCUGUCGUGGGCACCUGGGAGGACACAAACAUCACGUUAACCGUGCUGGAGCAUUAUAUACCACGUUAUUUUCGCAAUGCCAAGGUGGCCUAUUAUCUGGGUGAGGAGCGACUCUCGCGUGUCAAUCGGAACAAUGUCACACGCAUCGUGAGCGAUGAGACGCGUCAAUUGCUACGCAAGAAUCUGACAAAUGAGAUUGAGUUCUAUGAGUUCUGUAAACAGCGUCUAUAUCUGCAAUAUGCGGCACUCGGCAAUGGCAAGCGAUUUGGCGAGGAUGACUAUCUGCUGAUGCCGGAGCUGCGCGGUGAAGAUUCGAAAGAUGAUUAUGAGUAUUAAACAGAAGUGUAUAUAUCAUUUAAGCUGUGCCAACUAUUAUUAAAUAAAUUCCUUUAUACCAUUACACACAAAAUAUGCACUUUAUUCUGACCUAAGUAAACGUCUUUAGACUUUAAGUCUGUCUGUGACUUACACUGCUUGGGAAUU
Messenger RNA from Drosophila montana, 2825 nucleotides. It is a transcript of the gene pip, whose product is annotated as pipe. The record is from RefSeq and is a predicted model, not a curated record. The transcript has 6 exons. Bases 1203 to 2678 code for a protein of 491 amino acids. Gene Ontology annotation, molecular function: sulfotransferase activity. NCBI's taxonomy places the organism in Eukaryota, Metazoa, Arthropoda, Insecta, Diptera, Drosophilidae. Gene Ontology annotation, cellular component: membrane.